GAAAAGCAGCCUACCCCACAAAGGACCCUUCAGGAAUGAAGCAGCUUUUCAGGUUCACAGGCGCUGUGGGCUUGCUUGCUCUCCUUAAAUAGCCAAGCCUCCCUCCUGCAGCUACAAGGAGUCUACCUGGAGCACCUUCCACUGCUGGCUCACGGGCUGCCUGCUUCCUGUCCUUUCCCUCCUGGGUCCUCUGUGAGAGCUCUGUUCCCUGUUCUGCCUUUAGCCACACCAUGAAUGGUCUGGAGGCAGCCCUCCCGAGUCUGCCGGACAACUCCUCCCUGGCUUACUCUGAGCAAUGUGGACAGGAGACCCCCCUCGAGAACAUGCUUUUCGCUUGCUUCUACCUUCUGGAUUUCAUCCUAGCUUUUGUGGGCAAUUCUCUGGCCCUGUGGCUCUUCAUAUGGGACCAGAAGUCAGGGACCCCGGCCAACGUGUUCCUGAUGCACCUGGCGGUGGCCGACUUAUCCUGUGUACUGGUCCUGCCCACUAGGCUGGUUUAUCACUUCUCUGGGAAUCACUGGCCAUUUGGGGAAAUCCCGUGCCGACUCACUGGCUUCCUCUUCUACCUCAAUAUGUAUGCCAGCAUCUACUUCCUCACCUGCAUCAGCGCUGAUCGCUUCCUGGCCAUCGUGCACCCUGUCAAGUCCCUCAAGCUUCGGCGACCUCUCUAUGCCCACCUGGCCUGUGCCUUCCUGUGGGUGGUGGUUGCUGUGGCUAUGGCCCCAUUGCUGGUCAGCCCACAGACUGUGCAGACCAACCACACAGUUGUCUGCCUGCAACUGUACCGGGAGAAGGCCUCCCACCACGCCCUGGCAUCCCUGGCUGUGGCUUUCACCUUCCCCUUCAUCACCACAGUCACCUGCUACCUGCUGAUCAUUCGCAGCCUGCGCCAGGGUCCCCGCAUAGAGAAGCAUCUCAAGAACAAAGCCGUCCGCAUGAUUGCUAUGGUUCUGGCCAUCUUCCUCAUCUGUUUUGUGCCCUACCACGUCCACCGUUCCGUCUAUGUGCUUCACUACCGCGGCGGGGGGACUUCAUGCACCGCUCAGCGUGCCCUGGCCCUAGGCAACCGGAUCACCUCCUGUCUCACAAGCCUCAACGGGGCCCUGGACCCUGUCAUGUACUUCUUCGUGGCCGAGAAGUUCCGCCAUGCCUUGUGCAACUUGCUUUGCAGCAAACGGCUCACGGGCCCCCCUCCCAGCUUUGAAGGAAAGACCAACGAGAGCUCCCUAAGUGCCCGAUCCGAGCUGUGAGCCCUGAGCUGUAAGCCUCCAGGACGUCUUGUCCCUAGGCCAGCUGUCAGAGAACCAGCUCUCCACUGGGGCACAUGCUGCCAGGGCCAGCUAAAGACCUCUGUCUUCCCUCUCCACUUCCUGAGCAAACCAACUGAAAUGUCAGCAGUUCGUGCCCUGCUCCAAGGUCUUCACUGUAAGGCCAUCCAGUCUGAGCAAAGGCAUCAAGAGGGAGGGCCAACUAGCUAGGUACAGGAUGCCCUGCGCACCCUUCCACAGGGACUCGGUUGGCCUGCCUUAUUUACAGCUCCCAGACACCCAGUGACUUCACUGGUGCUAAAUAGAGAAGAGCCACAGAUACAUUUCUGGAACAAUGGGAAUCUUUCUUCCCCGCUAAACUGUCAGCUUCUUUCAUAUACAGAUGCCCACAGCAACAAAGCCCUACAGAAUAACCCAGAAAGCAAGCUGCCCGGGACCCAGAAAGAGCGGCAGCACAAAUCUCAAUGGAACACGAGGAGUGUCGGAUACUUCCUUUGAAGUGCAUGGUAUAUCGUGUAUCCCUUGCCAGCCUUGGGAGAUGACCUCUUUCUGAGUUCAGGGGACACAGACUCUAUGUGAGUCACACAUGAGUACAUUUCAGACUGGUGGCGUGUGAGCCCAGCAAACACAGCUCUGGACCCCCCUGCUAUAACCAUGUUCCCACGCCUGCUUCUAGCCUGACAAUGUCUAGAGUUUCUCAUUAGAAGGUGGCCUGGUCAUGCAUAUGGCAUAGAUGGACAGCCAUUAGAGCCCACUAGAGGCAGGAGCGCGGUGUGUGAACCUGUCUCCAUCUCACUCAAGCCCAGAAGGGGCAUCCCCACUCCCUCCCAAGAGGCUUCUACCAGCCUCGGCUGCCUGGCUUUGAACUGUUGAACUUGUCAGCAUGUGUUGGACACUCUAAUGUAUCCUUUUUUUUUUGUACUUGUUUGUAUUACUCUUAAACAUAAUCGAGCCUUAAGGUGAAGGAGAUUAUUGUGCUAGUUCAACAUGACACAUAUGUCCUCCCCUGGGAUUCUCUCCCCUUCCAGCCAAGAAUGACCAAGCAAGGCAAUGCUUCCCUUUAUUGUGGUUCUGGUGGCCCAGGCAGACCUGAAGCUAUGCAUCAUGGGGCUCCACAUGCCGUUCUAGGUUAGAAGGACUCUCGGUCUUAACCCUACAACCACCAUCAAUAGAAAACCCUAUAUUCUUCUUUUACAUUUUGUCUUCCAAAGCAUGGGGUGGUGGCCCGUGCACGGCUCAUCUCAGAAAGAGCACAGCCCAGACUGUUGCCCCUGAUGCCCAGCAUUGCUUCUCACCAGUACAGGUCUGUUCACCAUUGUGGUCCCUUACCAAGACAGCCUGCUGAAUACAAUACCAUACCAGUCUUUCAGAUGCCAGGACCAGCGAGAGGUCAUGUGCCUCUCCAGCGGCAUAGCAAAGGGACAAGAUCACUGUAGGUUGAGACAAAAGUGACAGAAGGGCUUUGACAGAGACCCAAGUACCCAGACAGGAAGAGCAUUCUUGUGGGAAGCUGGAGGGUCUCUGGAAUGCCUUUUCUGGCACAGGGCACGCAGAAACAGACUUGGGUCAGAGGAAGAGGAUCUUGCAGCUCUAUUUGGGUCCUGUUGUGUUAGAAUCUCAAAUGGAGAUGCCACACAGACAGGGGCAUUGAGCAAAGGAGAGACCUGGAGGAGGCCCCUGGAUUGUCUAGAUGUGCCAUUGAGAGACCCAAAACUUCAAGGGCAGGUAUGGACGUGGGCCCAAAGAACACCCCUGUGCAGAGAGAGGCUGGAGGAAGCUAGCACAGAACAGAGGUCUCACUGGGAAAGGAGAUGGUUUAGGAAUGAGGGCCUUGCUGUGAGGCCACUGAAGGCCAAGGAGAGGACCUGAUGCCCCCCGGUCUUGACCUGAGAUAAAGAGAAGGUCAACAGCUAUGCUCAGGACUUCAGGGCACAGAGGUGUUGCUGGAAGCUUCCCCUAAAGCUUUCCCACGCAGGUGGGAGAUGAGGUCAUGGCUAAAGGAGAGGUAUAGAACCCACAGUGAGGGAGGCAAGGGUGGGAAGAAAGAACAAGGCUUCUUGGAAGGAGAACAGCCAGAGUACCAAUAAGGCUUACGUUUCUGAAUUUGGGUAACUUGGGCAACUUGGUUAAGGGCUAUCUGUCCAACAUCCUCCAGCCAUGUGCGUACAGGAGGGAAGGCAGACAACUGGGGUCAGCACGGUGAGGUAGCAGCAGGUGGGGUGUCAGGGGUAAUAGGGAUUUGUCAACUGAAAACUCAUCAUCCAUCCAUAUCCACUCAAGACCCUUCACCCCAAAGGAACACCCCUUACCCAGAGGCAGCCCUGUCUAUCCUCCCUCUGCCACCCCCAUCCUGAUCCGUGCCCUCGGGAUUGUGUUCUCCGUCUAGUAGGGGUGGGACAAGGUCCACAGCCAGAUCAGUACAGGGUGCUGCAGUGCCUGGAAGGUGCCUGGUAUUUGGCCGGACCAUGUCUCCUAGAGUGGGGACAAGAGACCCUCCUCUCUGCCCACAACUGCAGCAUCCUCACCUGCCUGCGUUCUUCACAAAGCCCAAGUCAGCCAGCUCCACGUCACACAGCUCACAGCGGAAGCAGCCUGGAUGCCAGUUGGUGUUCAUGGCCUUGAUCACGCGUCCAAUGACAAACUCACCUGGAAGAGGAGAGAUCUCAGUUGUCAGUCAGGGCACACUCACCCUUUGGCACCUCCCAAGUCCUAUGUGCCUGGGGCUCCUCCCAGUUCAGCCUUGUCCAAACACCCCUCUUGUAAGGACCUGAAGAGCAAUGCUCAGAAAAAGACAGAGGGAGGUGAUAGGUAAAAGUCCCCAGGCUAAGUAGUGUGCCAGUCUUGCCUGUUCCCUACUUGUCCCCUCCCCACUUCCUAGGUGCUGCCACCAGCUCUUACCACAGAAUCCGCAGCAUGGAGCAAACAGCAUUUGGAAGUCAUGUUCGCAGUACUUCCGGCCCUCAAACUGCAAACGGGACCACAGACAAAAGACAAGCAAGUCAUUCCUCAUCCCCACAAUCCCUUGUUCCUAAUAAAUACCAGUGGCCUGGGGUCUGAAGAAGAGAGCCUUCUAGAGCUAGCUGGAGCAGGGGACUAGCCAUGCAGUUUAGCAGAGUGCAAAUUGAGGGUUUCACAGAGAUGCUGAGGGUCCACGGUCAGCUCUUGGGGAUUCUGCUAUCUGCCGAGGACCCGAGGAUCCUGACAAUAGGCCAAGCUGAGAUGGGAGCUGGGGCUGGGGAAGAACGGGUCAAAUCUGAGUUCCAUGUGCCACUUUGCCCUGCAUGUCUGACCAGAUCAGUGUCCCCAGAAACUACAGAAGACCCAUGGAAGGAAGAGGGGAGAAAGAGAGCACAGGAAGGGCCUGGGGAGCUGGCCUGACAAAGCAAAGGCCCCGAGUGCUGCGGUCAGCCACUGUCAUGUAUUGUCCCAAGCAUGACCAAAGCUUGUCUCUGCUUUCCGCUCUCUUAACAAUUUGCUUUCUUUAAAAAAAAAAAAAUGGGGGCUGUAGCUCAGUUUGUAGGAAGCCCUUGUUUUGGGUCACAGAGCUGCAUAAAUGGGGAGUAGCAGUGCCCUUGGGAGAUGGAGGCAGGAGGCAGCAGAAGUUCAAAGUCACCCUCUGUAAGUUUCUUCUAAAGCAACAAAGCAGCUCUCCCCAGUGAGCCAGAGAGGCUACAGAGGCUUGGAUUUCCUCAGCGGCAAUAUCUCCCAAACACCCACUAUGUGCUUUGCUUGGCUCUGGUCUAAAACCCCUCACAGAGAUCUCUCCAGCCCUCUGCUGCCUCUACAGCCAGCCAGCGUCUCUCAGGAGCCUGGAGAGCAACAGGAGAUUUUCAUCUGGCAUGCGGGCCACAUACCCACAUCAUCAACCAAUGAUGCCUAGCCUCCCGCCCCCGGAAGAAACACGGCGCUCUCUGAGCUCUGGUCCUGCCCCCUCCACUGCAGCCAAGUGGAGCAGUGCAGUCAGUGUUUAACCAACUCUGGCAGAAGGCAACAGAGGCCCUGACUCUGGGUCUGCCAGAUGCUGUGGCGUAGAUCUUACUGCCAGGCUAGUACCAUGCCGACAUCACAAAUAGCACCACAUAGGCAGAAAUAAUUUCAGACGCAUACAUGACUUGAAAGUCUAAUGAAAUAAUGAGUAGGACAUUUUAUGUGUUUGUUAUCUUCAUUUUUAAUAAAGUACUAUACC
Microtus oregoni (creeping vole) is the source of this 5454-nucleotide messenger RNA. RefSeq names its product G protein-coupled receptor 17 (gene Gpr17). The transcript has 2 exons. Lineage: Eukaryota; Metazoa; Chordata; Mammalia; Rodentia; Cricetidae. The record is from RefSeq and is a predicted model, not a curated record. Gene Ontology annotation, cellular component: membrane. Bases 231 to 1250 code for a protein of 339 amino acids. Gene Ontology annotation, molecular function: G protein-coupled receptor activity. Gene Ontology annotation, biological process: phospholipase C-activating G protein-coupled receptor signaling pathway; positive regulation of Rho protein signal transduction.